GAGAUACGACGGGCAUCUCACGCGACAACUCAAGAUCAGAAAAUAAUUUUCGUUCGGAGAAGGAAUCCCGGGCCCCGGUAACACUAAUUCACCUUGCUAUAGUUUGUGUACGUACGAGUGGAUAGUUUGAGUGCCGAUAUUCAGAGUGUUGCACAGACUCAAUAUAUGUAUUUGGUUAAACGUGGUGCCGCAAAAAAAAAAACAGAAAUACAGAUGGAAAGCUUGGGAGUUCCUUGUCAAGAAAUUCAAAUAAAAAUUGAAUACCCCAUAUUGAGAAGGAAAAAGAGAUAUGCUAACCUCGUUGACGCCGAGCCCAUUGCCCUGAUGUCUAUUUUGAGUAGCUUCCAUGCUGGAUAUUUCAGAAUAAGCCUAUCUCUUUGUAGCCAAGCUUUGUUGUGGAAGAUAAUGGUUCAUUUACAUAACCAUCUCCCAUCUAUGGCAUUUCAUCUCAUGUGGUAUAUAGCUCUUGCAAUACAAGUGUCACUCUGUUUUCUUUACGCUUUCAAGUGUAUUUUCUACUUUGACCUCGUGAAGGAGGAGUUCUCGCAUUAUAUUGGAGUGAACUAUCUUUACGCUCCAUUCAUUUCAUGCCUUCUCUUGCUUCAGUCAGCUCCUCUGAUGGAACCACACAGCGUUUUGUACAAGACACUAUUCUGGGUGUUUGUUCUUCCGGUCUUGACCCUCGACACAAAGCUUUAUGGCCAGUGGUUCACAACAGAAAAAAGGUUUUUGUCGAUAAUGGCGAACCCGGCAAGCCAAGUUUCAGUAAUAGCAAACCUAGUGGCUGCACGAGGAGCAGCAGAGAUGGGUUGGAAGGAGUGUGCUCUAUGCUUGUUCUCGCUCGGGAUGGUUCAUUAUUUGGUUAUCUUUGUCACACUUUAUCAACGCUUACCAGGAGGAAACAACUUCCCAACCACGCUGAGGCCAGUUUUCUUCUUGUUCUUUGCUGCACCAGCCACUGGAAGUCUAGCUUGGAACUCUAUUUGUGGAACCUUUGAUACUGUAGCGAAGAUGUUGUUCUUCCUUUCGCUCUUCAUAUUCGUGUCUCUGGUCUGUAGGCCAACUCUUUUGAAAAAGUCAAUAAAAAGAUUCAAUGUCGCAUGGUGGGCUUACUCGUUCCCCAUCACCUUUCUUGCUUUAGACUCGGUUCAUUAUGCGCAAGAGGUGAAAGACCACGUCGCUUCUGCCUUGAUGUUUAUCUUCUCCUCCACCUCAGUUUUGAUCUUCCUCGGGGUGAUGUUAUUGACAGCAGCAAACAGCAAAAGAUUACUCAGACGUGAUCCGGUCCUCUGGUCUGCUACUGGUCCAAAAAACAGAUAAAAGAUGUCGACUAUACUGAAUUUGUGUUUGA
Molecule: messenger RNA, 1351 nt
Organism: Brassica oleracea var. oleracea
Lineage: Eukaryota; Viridiplantae; Streptophyta; Magnoliopsida; Brassicales; Brassicaceae
Product: S-type anion channel SLAH4-like
Exons: 4
Coding region: 166-1320 (384 amino acids)
Biological process (GO): transmembrane transport; intracellular monoatomic ion homeostasis
Cellular component (GO): membrane
Molecular function (GO): voltage-gated monoatomic anion channel activity
Source: RefSeq, a predicted model, not a curated record